Molecule: messenger RNA, 4275 nt
Organism: Hylaeus volcanicus
Lineage: Eukaryota; Metazoa; Arthropoda; Insecta; Hymenoptera; Colletidae
Gene: pwn
Exons: 15
Coding region: 1-3717 (1238 amino acids)
Molecular function (GO): calcium ion binding
Source: RefSeq, a predicted model, not a curated record
AUGCGAAAGAGUAGAGGUGUGUUGGCUAUACAAAACGAUCGAACGUCCUCUCAUUCCUCUCAGGAGGACAUAAUUCUCAGUGCCAGCGCGUACACGAGACCGGAAAGGACAUCCAGCGUGUUCCACCGUGAUGAAUCGCCGACUUUCCAGAGGACCGUUCCUGCGUUUCAACUGGAAAGCUCGAAGAGCGUCGACAGCUACGACAAAAACGACGUGAGGUUCGAAGACGUGGACGAGAGACACGAGGAACCCAUCGACGAAUUGACGUCCUCGAAACACAUCGAUCAGAUCGAUGGCAACAACAUUGAAGUAAAACCAGGCGAAUACUACCGGAUAUCGCCCACGCUAAGCGAAUCCUUGUCGGGGGAAGGACAAGGGGCUCCGCAGGGACCAAAACUCUUGACGGAGCCCCAUCAGCUGGAUGGAGUGUCGCGUCGACGGGCACAGUAUCUGCAGGCGAUAGAUCAACAAAGACGGGCACGUCAAGAGACACCGAGGAUCUAUAGCGAGCACGCACCGCCGCCUAUUCUGCAGACCGUUUCUCCAGGACAACGCCAAGCGAAUCCCGAUAUACAGGACAUCAUCACUGGCAUAGUCAAACUACUCAAUGGGAACGUAAACGUCGCCGCGAACACUGUCAGGCCGUUGAGACCUAUUCAAGCCACCAGGAUAAAUAAUAGAGGUCCACCAAGAAUAUCCGACGUUCCGCCGUUGCCACCAGACUUCGACACACCUGGAAUGAAUCCUCCACCGCCGCCGGAUCAUCCUUAUCCGUUUGAGAAACCACCAGCCCCCGACAGACCCUUGGUCAAUCAACUACCACCCGAAAGACCGGUCAGACCUUUCGUGAACGGUGUUCCAUUGCCAGAGCAAAUCGUCCCUCAGGGGAACCGUCCGUGGACUUGGAAUCGUCCUGGAAAUAACAGACGACCGGUACCACCGUACAAACCGCUGCCACCGCCUCUGGAUUCCAGUUUCCAUCGCGAAAAGGAUCCAGACGACAAGCAUACGGAUAAACAUCACCCCGAUCAUAAACCUGACACUCAAUCUACGAACGAAUCCUCUACCAAAAAGGAAGAAGACGACCAAAACGAGAACACUACAAAUGGCCUAGAAAACGCAACUAAAAGUCACGCCGAGGAUAAUCAUCAGAAAGAUAAACAGGACACGAAGAUCGUGGAAAAACCGAUCAACGAGAAUGCAACGAAGGAGCCAGACACUGAAGACUCCACGAAAAAGGAGAACAAGCAUCAAUCUUUGGAUAAGGAGAAUAAAACAAGCAACGAGACGACUACAACGGUUGGCUUGGAGUCUAAUCAUUCGAACCAAGUGGGCGACACGAAGCACAACGACUCUCCGAAGCCAGUGAUACCGUUGGAGAUCAAGCCUACGAAAUCAUUGAAGGCCAGCGAUACUCGAGGCUCCUCGAAGUUAAACAAUGAGAAAGCUAGCGACAAAACGAUGAUAUCCAAAACAUCGACGAAGUCCUUCGCAACGUCCACGCUGAACAUUGAGACUAGCUCGUCUGUUCAUGUGAUCGAACCUACGACAACGAAACCCGCCGCGUCUGCCACCGUUUCGGUUCCCACUGCCAACGAAUCGAGCAGUUCCCCGGGAACAACGACAAUGGUGCCUUUGGAACCCAGCAAAUCGUCCGAGUUUGAAAGUACGACCAGUAUAUCCAGUUUCCCAACCCCGACGGACAAUUUGCCGUCCAGUUUCACGAAGACCUCUUCCACAACGGAGAAAAGUAUAAUUCAUACUCCUGUCUCCAACACGUUCACGAAGAAUUCAGCCCCCACGGAUCGCUAUGCUUACCGACCCCGACCUGGAAUCGUCCUCGACGAUACCUUGGAUUACACAGGAUCCCAGGGACUGGCUACUCAACGACCAUACGCGCCACCGAGGCAUCCACCUCUCGGUGAUAUUUUUGAUGUCACGGUCUCGGCUAUCCAAGGCCCCGGCGGUGGAGGCUCUGAGGAAGGCGUCAGGGUACCGAUAAACGCUGGGAGUGCCGACGUGAUUCUAACGUCCGCGGUCGAGGGCCAAGGUUUCGUCAGUAUCGACGGUAAAAGGACGUACCUGAACUUGUUCGAAAGCACAGAUCGUACAUCGACGCACGUGCAGACGCAACCACAACCCACCAAGACUCAACCACCUGCUGUCGUCGGCACAGGAUUCGCAGUUCCUCAACCAGAUCCUCCAGCAGCGAGUCCAAGACCUAUCGGACCGAUCCGAAGACCAACGUUCCACAGAAGGCCAACUCAACCGCCGGUCAGAAUAGACACCUGCAUCGUGGGCGACACGAGCACUUGCGACAUUAGUCAGCACGAGGCGUGUGCCACGGUUCAAGGAGUCUCCGCGUGCCACUGCAAGCCAGGAUAUGCCAGAUUGCAGCACUCUUUGCCGUGCAAAAAAAUUAUCAGUAUCGUCGUGUCUAUGAGAGUGGACAAAAUCUACGACAGGAAAGUCGUAUGGGACAGAGGGUUUACCGAUAGAGACUCCGAAUCCUACCAGACUCUGGCUUACGAAGCGAAUCGAGCUAUCGAAUCGGCCAUGUCUAUGACGCCAUUCUCGGACGAGUUCAUGGGUUCGUCGAUAAAUCGCGUGUACCAAGGGGACGUGAGCCAAGGACAAGGUGGUGUCUUCGUCAACGCAACCCUGAAACUUACCUACGAGCCUAGAACGAUUCGGCCUAGUUUAGCAGGAGAACUGCAAAGACAUCUGCUCGGUGUUAUUCACAGAAGAAGCAAUAACAUUGGGAACAGUGCCUUGUACGUCGACAGUCCACCUGGAUCUAUAUCAAACUUGCAAGAUUUAGACGAGUGCGCGUCGUCGGAAUUGAACGACUGUCAUUCCUUAGCGACCUGUAAUAAUAAUUGGGGCGGUUUCACUUGCGCCUGCAAUCCAGGAUUAAAGGAUUCCCACAAGGACGAUCCUAACGAGUCCGGCAGGAGCUGUAUUUCGUGUCCCUCGACUUACUGCAACAAUCGGGGAUCGUGUUCCUAUCAGGGCGAUCACAUGCAGUGCACGUGUACUGGCAAUUAUUAUGGUGCUCAAUGCGAAGUCGACGGAGAAGUCCUGGGCGUAGCAAUAGGGGCUUCAGUAGCAGCUUUAAUAAUUAUAGUUUUAACACUCGUGUGUCUCGUCAUGUGGAGUCGAAGAUGGUCGCGAGAGCAGAAAUCGGUUGGCUCACCGGUUUACGGAUACAUUCAGGGUGGCAUACCUGGUACACUUCCCGGAACUUUAGCAAGGGUAGGCUCCGUGGGCACUCUGGCUUCCGUAAAACAAGGACCACCGGCCAACUUGCCACCCUAUAUGUGGGCACACUUUGCCGACCACAUGGCAACUGCCAACGUAUACGCGACGGAACCCAUGGGUCCAACUCGACCGAGUUCAGCUGUGUUCGGCUAUCCACCGAUUAAUGUUCAUGGGACGUUACCGCCAGUGCCGCUACCAAGACUUCAGGCUCCGCCAAGACCAAGACAGAGACAUCAGCCAGACCCGGACAGCUCGGACUCCGAGCUUCAAGAUAAGGACAGGGCUGACUUAAUUCCCCAAAAUAGCGGUUUUCACGUUCCCAGGCCGAAAUCUAGAUCAUCCUUGGCAAAUCAAAGCGGAAUCUACAACGACGUGGAGUACGAUCAAGGCGACGUGCACCAUUUAUCAAAAAACAACAUUCCGAUGUCCACUUAUAGGCCGUACUACCGAACGUGAAAUCUGGGAUGUUUAGUUUAGUUACAUUUUAACAAAGACAAUGAUCGAGGAACCGUGGCUACCAGUACAUUUGAACAAAGAAAAAGAACUGGAAACGUGGACCGUUUAAUACGUGCAACAAUAGGAAUGCGCUGAAUGGAAACCAAAUACAAUUUUGUGACACGGAAAGUAUUGGAAUUCGUACGUGUUCAUUCGGUUACUCUCGGCUACGAUUUGAACGUGUCCUGUUUCCACGAAAAUGUAUCGUGCUCAUAAUUGUUCGCGUCGAUGUAAGUCAGUGACAGCAUUACUUAACUUUUAGUUACAUAUCCGCUAUUAUAUAGAUAUUUAUUAUCAUAGUACUACCAUCGAAAUAAAAUAUAUUUUAAAAAGCCUCCACGCGCAGAAAAGACAUUAAGGCUGUUUCUUUGUAAGAAUCUAUCAAACGAAGGGUGCAUACCGAAAGACUAGUAUUAAAGCGAUUGCUCCUUUUAAUUAAUAUUUUAGUAUAAAUAACUUUUUAAAUUGGUAUCUCCCGAAUAUCUGCAAGCUCUUAGACGAAAAAAAAAGAAGAAGAAA